This is a messenger RNA of Emiliania huxleyi CCMP1516, 249 nucleotides long. RefSeq lists its product as hypothetical. The annotation marks the transcript as partial. The record is from RefSeq and is a predicted model, not a curated record. NCBI's taxonomy places the organism in Eukaryota, Haptophyta, Isochrysidales, Noelaerhabdaceae. The transcript is spliced from 3 exons.
CAUCUCCUCUUCUCGCUGUUUGCGGUAGUGAUGAACUCGUACCACUGGUGGCUGAUUGCCUCGAACCUGACCACCAACGAGCACCUCAACAAGCACCGCUACGUCUACUUGCGCGACGAGAUGGGACGAUACCGCAACGCCUUCAGCAGCGGCGUUCUGAGCAACAUUGGCGCGCCGCCGGGAGAGCAACACUGGAGAGCCCCGCCGCUGCGAUUUUCUGACGCGGAGCCGCACGACGAGCACCGACCC